AUGAAUAAAAAAAUAAAAAUCAACUUUGUUCGAACGCAACUGCAAUGCAUCAGGAAACUCCUGAGAGUGGAAGAAGCGUUGUUUCGACACUCGCGAGAAGACUGGGUGAUUAUAAACGACGGCGUGGAGAAAGAGACGAUCGUUUUAGGGAUAUCCGGGAAACCCGAGGAACUCGUGCACGAGUUGAAAGCCAAACAGUUGCGAGUGCCUUUGGUGAAACGGUUCACGGGAGGCGGCACCGUCGUCGUGGAUAAAAACACGCAGUUUGUCAGUUUUAUAUUCAACGAAGGCACCGUUGAAGGAUUAGAGUUGUUUCCAAGGAAAAUCAUGGAAUGGUCGGGAACCUUUUACGGGAAAGCGGUUGAAGGAAUGUUUUCUUCACCACCGGGCGCCAAAACCUCCGCUCCGCUACGCCGCGACAAAGAUGAUUUUAGUUUACGAGAGAACGAUUACGUGUUCGGCGAGAAGAAGUUUGGGGGGAACGCGCAAUCCAUAAGUAAAAGUAGAUUCAUACACCACACGUCAUUUCUGUACGAUUACGAUAAAGCCCUGAUGGAUUUGUUAAAGUCGCCGAGGAAACAGCCGGAAUAUAGGGAGAACAGAACGCACGACGAUUUCGUCGCGACGUUGAAAAGCAAGUAUACAGAAAUAGGCAAAGAAGAAGAAAGUGAAGAUAAAAGAAGAGAAUUACUAUUAGGAGCGGUGUACGAGAGUUUACGAGAACACCGCGACUUUGAAGUCAGAUCUGUUUCGUUCGAUGCCGCGGAGAAUGUAUUGUUGGAUUACAACGAAAACGUAAAGCCGUCUACAGUAAAAUUGUGGUGCGAUAAAGAACGAAAAUGGAACGUCUGCGACGAUUAG
Bathycoccus prasinos is the source of this 861-nucleotide messenger RNA. RefSeq lists its product with no specific name. Gene Ontology annotation, biological process: protein modification process. The record is from RefSeq and is a predicted model, not a curated record. The transcript has a single exon. Bases 1 to 861 code for a protein of 286 amino acids. Gene Ontology annotation, cellular component: mitochondrion. Lineage: Eukaryota; Viridiplantae; Chlorophyta; Mamiellophyceae; Mamiellales; Bathycoccaceae.